AAUGUCUGUAUCAUUAAACCAGAUGUGUAGUGAAGUCACUGUAAACAUCAACAUGCUCAUCGAGAUCAGUCAGAAAGCAGCUGGAUGUGUUGAUGGUGAUGUUAAUAUGAGUGAUGUUGAUGAUGACGAGUGUUUUGUUUCUGCAGAGGUGUUGGUGAGCAGCGCGAAAGCAGAUUUCACAUUACAGGACGCACACAGAAACACAGCCCUGCAUCUGGCCUGCAGUAAGGGACAUGAAACCAGUGCCUUGUUAAUUCUUGAGAAGGUCACGGACAGAAACCUCAUCAACUGCACAAACGCAGCGCUGCAGACGCCGCUACACGUUGCCGCUCGUAACGGGCUCACGGUGGUCGUGCAGGAGCUGCUGGGUAAAGGAGCCAGUGUCCUCGCCGUGGAUGAAAACGGUUACACUCCAGCUUUGGCUUGUGCCCCGAACAAAGACGUGGCCGACUGUUUGGCGCUGAUACUCGCCACCAUGAUGCCCAUCUCCCUCAGCAGUCCCAGCACCAUAUCGGGCCUCGCGUUUACCACCAUUAACCAUUACUCCAGCCCAUCCAAGACCGUGACCUUUGACCCUUUACCAAUGCUGCGGUCCGAGCACGUCUCCUACCGUAAAUUCAACAGCCUGGGCCGUGAGGACGGCCUCAUCGUCCCCGAUGAUGAACUCAAUGAUUCAGACUCAGAAACGUACUGACAACAUGCCCCUCAGUGUCUUAAACUAUCGCCUCAUUGGCCGAAUGGUGACUAUGCUGAUUAUUGCCGUCCCUCCGUGACCGGUGAGUCCGAAGUCUCAGGAGAAAGCGGAAAAACAGGAAAAUAAGAGCCACAGAAGUGGCCAACACUGCAGUUUGACCAGUCCAGUUCUGUUUCUUCUCUACAGUGUCAACGUUUGAACACUCAAGCAUCACUAAUACUCAUUAUUUAAAUUCAUUUUGUUUUCUGCUCAUAUUGACAGCUGUGGGACUGUAAUUCCCAGCAUUCAUGUGGAACGUGAUGGAUUCUUGUAACUGCAGAAACAGGAAAACUAAAGACGUCCGGGACCAAGAGCUGCAGACUUUCCCUCCAGGCUUUACUUUUAUCCCCGUUUGUGCAUGAAGAUUGAAUUUAGGUUUGCAACAUCAUGGAUUAUUUAUUAUAAAAAAAAUUGGAGAGUUUCAGAGUUCAGAUUUAACGAGUAUUUAUUCCUCUGCUGUUGUGAGGAAUUACAGCGUUCUUCCUGUUGUGUGUGAAAGAGAGAGAUUAUGAAUAAUUUGAAUGACUGUGUGUGUGUGAUUUAUUUUAUAAGAGUUCAAAGACAAUGAAAAGAUCAGGUGUGUGACUUGACCUUUUGGUACAUUGUUAAUAAUUAUUAAUAAUUCUAAAUAAUAAAUCAUUUUUGCCAUAAGA
This is a messenger RNA of Megalobrama amblycephala (Wuchang bream), 1386 nucleotides long. RefSeq names its product serine/threonine-protein phosphatase 6 regulatory ankyrin repeat subunit A-like. Gene Ontology annotation, molecular function: protein binding. The coding region runs from base 2 to 694 and encodes 230 amino acids. Lineage: Eukaryota; Metazoa; Chordata; Actinopteri; Cypriniformes; Xenocyprididae. The record is from RefSeq and is a predicted model, not a curated record. The transcript is spliced from 4 exons.